AUGUCUUCUAAAGAGAAUAAUCCUGGAAACUUCGCCAAUCGACCCAAGGAGGAGGUAAAGGAGAUUGCAAGCAAAGGAGGCCACUCAAGUGCUGGAGGAUUCGCGUCGAUGGAUCCUGACAAACAGGCAAGUAGCACUGUAGUCACUCAGUCGCUUCAAAUUCAAUAUGCUAACCGGGAUAAAGCACGAAAUCGCUUCCGAAGGUGGUCAGGCCUCGAGUGGGAAGUUCGAACCAGGUAG
This is a messenger RNA of Exophiala spinifera, 240 nucleotides long. Its product is annotated as conidiation-specific protein 10. Bases 1 to 240 code for a protein of 79 amino acids. The transcript has a single exon. Lineage: Eukaryota; Fungi; Ascomycota; Eurotiomycetes; Chaetothyriales; Herpotrichiellaceae. The record is from RefSeq and is a predicted model, not a curated record.